Molecule: messenger RNA, 1321 nt
Organism: Melanotaenia boesemani (Boeseman's rainbowfish)
Lineage: Eukaryota; Metazoa; Chordata; Actinopteri; Atheriniformes; Melanotaeniidae
Product: neurogranin-like
Exons: 3
Coding region: 194-466 (90 amino acids)
Molecular function (GO): calmodulin binding
Source: RefSeq, a predicted model, not a curated record
ACUCUGUGCGUGAGCGGCUGUUAGUGAAUAUACAGGGAUUGUUAGCGAGACCCAGCCAGGCAUCUGUAUUAUAUCGGACUCAUUUAAAGAGUGCUUUACUUGGUCCGUAUAGGAAUUUAGAUAGACAAGUUAUAUCAACUGACAGUUAUAAAUCAACCCAUUUGAAGACUGAAGUCAUCCCUGAGAGUAAGAAAUGGACUGUCACAAUGAGGAGUGCAGCCGGCCCCAGGAAGAAGAGGACAUCAUGGACAUCCCCCUGGAUGACCCUGAGGCUAACAGGGCUGCUGCCAAGAUCCAGGCUGGCUUUCGUGGCCACAUGACUCGUAAGAAGAUGAAGCCGGAGGACAAAUCGGAAGGGGAGGAGGUGAGCAGCACUGGGGAUGUGCUCAACGGCAGCCAGGGGGUCUCAGAGACAGGAAGAUCGGGGGCAAUAGAGAGAGACGACACAUCUGUGCCGGAACAGUGACGCCCCUGUCCUGACCUGGUUGAAGAGAAGGAGGAGAAGCAAGGUAGUGAGAGAUGGCUGGCAUAAGCUGGCUAGGCUGGCUUUCAGGCACGCCUUUUUAAAUCCCAGGAGUCAUUUUCUUUUUGAACACAAAAUUAGCAGUAGAAAAUGAACAGUUUUGAGGGUGUGUUAUGUGAUUUUUGUGAACUUUAACACUCCUUCUCUGCUUCUUCAGCAGCCUCAUCAGUGCGGAUGUCUUUGACCCAGAAUUUGCAACUCACUGCAUGUACUUGUGAAACUUCUGGUAGUGUGCUAGUUUUUAGAUGAUGAUCUGUGAAUGUGAAAAUGAAUGUCUUCUAAAUGCUAAACAGGGCUUAUUUUGGAUGGAUCCGCGCAUAUUGUCUAUGUAAACACCUUGUAUGCAUCACUUUGGUUAUUGGUGGCUUUAGCUAUUUAUUUUGCAUUGUUUCCUGAUGUGCUUGUAUCUUGACAAAAUUAUUAAAACUUCAAACUCACCAGAAGAAAAGUAGCUAUGUAUGUUGUAUCUGUUUAUUUUUAUUUCUCUGAUCAUAUAUGUUUCCUUUUCACAGUUCCAAGCAUUUUCUAUGAAUCUGAUCUUCCAGAGCAAUGCGCAUGCAGUUGUUACACUUUUUCCAGAUGCAUUUGGUUCAGCUUUACCUUAUAAGAUCAUGAUAUAAUAUGCUCUUUUGUUGUGUUGGUGGGUUUUACUUGUUUGACUUGUGUAAAAUCAGGUGUGUAGACUUGCAUUGUAAAAGCUUGUAGAGCCACUGUGCUUUAAAAGUAAGUCAAUAGUUCUUUGCUAAACUUUGGUGUAGAAUGCUGGCAUUACACUAAUAAAUCCACCUUAAAUAUGAA